Molecule: messenger RNA, 948 nt
Organism: Colletotrichum higginsianum IMI 349063
Lineage: Eukaryota; Fungi; Ascomycota; Sordariomycetes; Glomerellales; Glomerellaceae
Exons: 1
Coding region: 1-948 (315 amino acids)
Source: RefSeq, a predicted model, not a curated record
AUGUACCGCACGACUCCAUGGUAUCACCAGCCUCGACCGGACAACACCCGCGCCUGGCCCAACUUUGGCAAUAACAACAUCGCCGGCAACAGAGUCAACAUCAACAACUAUGGCCCGGCUUCUCGGACACCGUUCGUCGGCCCGGGCCCUAGGCUUUUCGACUUCAGCCAGCUCUUCAGCGUCACAAACAACUUCGCGGCCGCCACGCCCGUCCGACCCGGCGGCGGACGGGCGGCCCAGCCCACCGACCGCCUCCGCAACCGCGUGACCGUCGCCCUCCCCGACGGCUCCCGGGUCCUCGUCGACCGUGACGUCCUCCACGAGCACCUCCCGCGCACGCGUAACCUCAUGCAGGACGGCUACUUUGGCGUGCCCGAGUUCCUCCGCGGCUACGAGCACGGCAUCAUGGACAACGUCCUCGACCAGCGCGGCUUCGACGAGGCCUUCUCCCGCGCCGCCACCUUUGUCUUCCGCCACCUCGAGGACCUGAGCCGGUCCCAGCCCCCGGCGGCGAACCGCGCAGGCCGCGACGCCUUCGACCUCUUUGCCCGCCCGCGCUUCCUGCUCGCCAACGCGCGCGACCGCGCCGCCACCGUCCACGAGAUCUUCUGGCACGUCUUCGUCCUCUGCUGCGUCCUCGACCAGGACCGCGCGCUCGGCUGCUCCGAGGCGCUGGCGCGGCCCGUCGCUGCGUUCCUCGUCGAGCUCAUGCCGAGCGUCGAGGCCUUCCUGCCGCCGCGGGCCAUGCAGAUGCUGUUCCUGGGGUUCGCCCGCAUCUUCCGCGAGACCGGGUUCGAGCUGGCGCUUCUCCGGGAGAUGUGGGAGCUGAUGGACGUCGUGAACCAGCGCGCGAUGAGGGACCUGAUAGGGCCCCAGCUGGCGGCAAACGGGGCGGGCAGCAACGCGCAGCGGAUCUGGACCGGCUUGAGGCAUCUGGGGUUGGUGUAG